Molecule: messenger RNA, 561 nt
Organism: Colletotrichum phormii
Lineage: Eukaryota; Fungi; Ascomycota; Sordariomycetes; Glomerellales; Glomerellaceae
Exons: 4
Coding region: 1-561 (186 amino acids)
Source: RefSeq, a predicted model, not a curated record
AUGUCCGACGCCUCGCCCAAUCAGUACACUCUCAAACACUGUCCCGCCACGAAAGGGGCAAUGCUAGAGGCACGGGACGAGAGGCUGAGAAUGCUAACCAGAGAGUACCAACUACAAGUGGUCGAGGCAGAAGGCAGGCUGCAGUUGGUCAACAUGAUUCUCAUGAGCCUCUCCGCGCAACAAAACGCCUGUGUUGAUCAGCGGGUCCUAGAUCUCUCCCGUCAUCCGCCAAUGACCCGAACUCAAAGAGCAUCAUCUACCCAAUUGACCUCUAUUCAGGCCCGCCAGCUUCUCUCGGCAUAUCCUAAUGGUCCCGAAGAAAAAGACAAUGAGAGAAAGAAGCCUGCAAAUGCAGCCGUUAUCGAUGUGUUUGUCGGAGGCGCUUUUGAUAGCAUGGUCAUGGCGGUCACGCUGAGAGUAACGCAUGCGAUGCAGGACCCGCCUCCAGCUGAGUUCGGAACGACUCUUCCUCGCACGUCAACAGCUGAGGACGCCAAGCAUCCACAAUAUGCUUUCCGCGACCCAGCCUCAACUACAAAGACCGAUUGUUUCACUGCGUGA